This is a messenger RNA of Ochotona princeps (American pika), 1767 nucleotides long. RefSeq names its product secretin receptor (gene SCTR). Gene Ontology annotation, molecular function: G protein-coupled peptide receptor activity; secretin receptor activity; peptide hormone binding. Gene Ontology annotation, biological process: cell surface receptor signaling pathway; brain development; adenylate cyclase-modulating G protein-coupled receptor signaling pathway. Gene Ontology annotation, cellular component: plasma membrane. The transcript has 13 exons. Lineage: Eukaryota; Metazoa; Chordata; Mammalia; Lagomorpha; Ochotonidae. The coding region runs from base 1 to 1341 and encodes 446 amino acids. The record is from RefSeq and is a predicted model, not a curated record.
AUGCGCCCGCUGUGGCUGUCGCUGCUGCUGCUGUUGCUUCUCGCCCGCGCUGUGCACACGGUGGCCACCCCGCCCCGACUGUGUGACGUGCUGUGGGUGCUGCAGGAGGAGAGAGACCAGUGUCUGGGGGAGCUCUCCAGAGAGCAGCCAGGAGCCCUGGAUGAGGAGCCACCGGUGCCAGGCUGCCAGGGGCUGUGGGACAACGUGAGUUGCUGGCCGUCCUCUGCCCCGGGGAGAACAGUGGAGGUGGCCUGCCCCAGAUUCCUGCAGCUGCUCUCCAGCAGAAAUGGUUCCCUGUUCCGAAACUGCACCCCGGAUGGCUGGUCGGACACCUUCCCCAGGCCGGACCUGGCCUGUGGGGUAAGCGUGAAUGACUCUUCCAAUGAGAGACGGCAUGCCUACCUGCUGAAGUUGAAGGUCAUGUACACCGUGGGCUACAGCUCCUCCCUGGUGAUGCUCCUGAUCGCCCUGGCCAUCCUCUGUGCUUUCCGGAGGCUGCACUGCACCCGUACCUACAUUCACAUGCACCUGUUCGUGUCCUUCAUCCUUCGUGCCCUGUCUAACUUCAUCAAGGAUGCUGUGCUCUUCUCCUCCGAUGAUGUCACGUACUGCGAUGCCCACAGGGUAGGCUGUAAGCUCGUCAUGAUCUUCUUCCAGUACUGCAUCAUGGCCAAUUAUGCCUGGCUGCUGGUGGAAGGCCUCUACCUCCACACUCUCCUUGUCGUCUCCUUCUCCUCAGAAAGAAAGUGCCUUCAGGGAUUUGUGGUCCUGGGAUGGGGUUCUCCAGCUGUUUUUGUGGCUUCGUGGGCUGUUGCCAGGCAUUUUCUGGAAGAUGCUGGGUGCUGGGACAUCAACGCCAACGCGUCCAUCUGGUGGAUCAUUCGAGGACCUGUGAUCCUCUCCAUCCUGGUGAAUUUCAUCCUCUUCAUAAACAUUCUGAGAAUCUUGCUGAGAAAACUCAGAACCAGGGAGACAAGAGGAAAUGAAGUGAACCAUUACAAGCGUCUGGCCAGGUCCACCCUCCUGCUGAUCCCGCUGUUCGGCAUCCACUACGUGGUCUUCGCCUUCUCCCCCGAGGACGCAAUGGAGGUCCAACUGUUCUUUGAACUAGCCCUUGGCUCCUUCCAGGGGCUCGUGGUCGCCGUACUCUACUGUUUCCUCAAUGGAGAGGUGCAGCUAGAAGUUCAGAAGAAGUGGCAGCAGUGGCACCUCUGGGAGCCAGCGCUGCGCCCUGUGGCUCUCAGCUCUUCCUACAGCAAUGGCACAGGUGGCUUCACCCCUGGCAUCAAGGCCUGCCCUGCAGAGCACAGCCGGGACACCCACAAAGCCAGCAUCAUCUGAAACGCCCACACGGACAUGGCUCCCAGACAUCCCUGGAGGACAAUAACCUCAGGCUGUGGAGACUUCAGAACUGAGCAGCUGCACUUGGGGCACCACAGGUGGGAGGAGGGCCUGGCAUCCGGGGCCCUUUGUGCUCUUCCGGGAAGAGAAGUUCAAGGGUGCACAGGAGGGUGUGGGGAUUUGGUCUGCAGCUGUUGUGUUCAUUAGCCCUAUGACUCAAGGGGAGAAGGCUGCUCCAUCUCACACCAGACUCUGCUGGUCUCAGCUCAGGGCCAGGACAAGCUUACACACCAUGGGCUCGUUCCUGUUGGUCCCACACAGAAGUUCACCUGCCUGUCUUCUCACUAGAACUAAGUUGAUCUGAUCAAGUCUCAAGUGGCAGGGGAGCCCGAGGCUGCUGGCACGGUGUGAGCACGCCCAGCAAGC